AGGAGAAGAAUAAAACCGUUAAAAGAAGCGGAAGAUCAUGUUCUCCGUUGCAUCGACAAGACCGACGCACUGGAGGCCAAACACAUAAACUAUUAUAAAGGUAGGUUUGUAAAUCACUUCGAUGUUGUUGUGACUGAUUGUGAUUAGCACUACGGCGCUCCCCACAUGACGCGGGAAAUAUAAAUAUAUAACUUCUCAUGGCUAUGAAUUGGAUGUCUUCCACGAAUUAAUUAUGAAACUGCUAACACCAGGGAAUAAAAUGUGAAUUCCUGGCCACGAAUAAACAAGGCAGCGAAAGAUUUCUUAUUUUUGCUUCCACUAUAUAGCAAAGAGCCUAUAGUACUGUAUAGUAAGGCCUAGGUAUUGCUAGCAGCACUGGGUUUCUUAAUUGGUAACGUUAUGUGUGAGUCACAUACGUUUUAAAUAUGAUUUAAGUGGUUCAAAAAUACUAAAUAAGUAACCAUGAUUAUUUUAUGGGAUCUGGGUCCAUUGGGAUAUAAAGGAUAAUGUUAGUGUUGUUUGUUUUAGCAGUUUUAAAUUGCUCUUUGUGAUUUUAUAUGUAAAUUAAUGAAAGAAAUACGCAUGAGCUAUGAAAGAAUGUUGAAUACAUUGGUUAAACUAAUACAAAGCAUAAAAGUUGUUUACAGUUGGCUAACCAUCAACAUAUUAGUUACAUGUCUACAAUGAAUUUUAUUAACAAUUGUAUUUACCCCCCUCCCCCCACCUUUUUUCAGGUCGUGGAGUCUUUGCCUUAAUUCCUUUUAUUAAAGGAGAUUUUGUUGUCGAAUAUAGGGGAGAAAUGAUUAGCUUAAUUGAAGCCGAACAAAGAAGAGAGGCCAAUCAAGACACUUUUUUUAUGUUUGACUUCAUCUGGCAGAACAAGAAAUGGAGCAUUGAUGCAACUCAUGAGGAUGGCACCCUUGGCCGCCUUAUAAAUGAUGAUCACAUAAACCCAAAUUGUACAAUGAAAAGGAUUAUCGUUGAGGGAAAACCCUGUUUGUGCCUAUUCGCUGCAAGAGAUAUCAUUCCUGGAGAGGAACUCACAUAUGACUAUGGAGGAAGUCACUGGCCUUGGAGAAAGCCUCCAUGCAAGGAUGAUGACAACACGACAGCUAUAGAGAACUGCUCUGAUGAUUCUGUAACUACUGAAGGCACUUCACGAUUCACAGCUGAGCCUCCAUGGAAGGAUGAUGACAACAUGACAGCAAUAGAGAACUGCUCUGAGGAUUCUGUAACUACUGAAGGCACUUCACGAUUCACAGCUGAGCCUUUGGUUGAUUACUCGGACACCGAAGAUGAAGUUUUGUGUUCUAAAAUUAAGACAUCUUAUAAAAAGAGAUCUGUGAUUCAUGAUGAUUCGGAUGAUCUCUUUGAAAAUUCGAGUGUAAAUGGUAAAGAUGACCAAGACAUUCAACGUGACGUCAGACAGAAUCAUGCAUCAUUUGCAAUGAGUGAACAACAUUCCGCUUGUACCACAGCAUCCAAAAGAGCAAAAAACACAAGAGCUAGAGGGAAGAUCGCGGAGUACUCGGAUGUUUCGAGCGAAGAUGAGUUAUCUGUUAGUGAGGAAGAGUACAUUCCUGAUACAUCAGAGAGUUACACAUCAGAUAGUAGCAUGAGCUUUACUGCUUCACCAAAGGGUAAAGAAAAAAAGUUACAGACUUUGCCAGUCCGGAGCAGUUCAGCUGUGAACAGAAUCAAAAAGUUCAGUAUUCAAAGCAGCGGUGACUUAGGGGGCUCCCAGAACCACGACAUAGCCAAAGUUCCUGACACAUCUUCCAUUCUUGACAGCGCAACAUCAGUAGUUAUCCCAGCUGUAAUUAAAAAGAGAGGUGGAUUGAGAAUGUACAGCAAAAAACAACAGUGCUUUUUUUGUGAAGGUGCUUUUACAAAAAUUUCUAGACACCUGGAACGAAAGCAUAGAAAUGAGGUAGAGGUAGCAAAAGCGUUAAGUCAUCCAAAGGGCUCAAAAGAAAGGAGGAUGCAACUUGAGUAUCUACGUAACAAAGGGAACUUUGCUUACAAUAGUACUGUUAUUAAUACAGGUGCAGGACUGAUGAUUCCGCGGAAACUGCCCAAAAAGAACCUGGAGGGGGAAAGUUUUAUGCACUGCAUUUACUGCAAAGGACUCUUCUUAAAAAAAACUUUGUGGCGACAUGUCAAGGUUUGCAAAUUCAAGCCUGGUGAUGAGAAGCCGAAACCUGGAAAAACCCGUGUCCAGGUUCUUUGUGGCUUUGCACAACCUCCCCCACCAGGAGUAACUCAUGGUGUUUGGAAGCUGUUAAAUUCCAUGAACCAGGACCAAGUGGCACUUGAGACUAGAAAUGACUGGUGCAUUUUAGAGUUAGGAAAGCAUCUUUACAACAAGUAUGGAUCGAGAGUUAAAAUGCAUGAACACAUCCGCCAAAAGAUGAGGGAGCUUGGAAGACUCCUAAUAUGUGCAAGAGAGGUAUCCCCCCUUACAUCUAUUAAAGAGCUCAUUCAUCCCACAAACUUCAUGCAUACCAUCAAUGCAGUUAAAAGGGCUGCUGGCUACAAUGAAGAGACCAAUGUAUUUGAAAAGGCUAGUGUGGCUGUGAAACUUGGACAGAGUCUGAACAAAAUCGCAAUGCUCAUUGAGAGCCACUCUACUAUUAGAGGAGACGAAAAGACAGGAAAAAUUGCGAACAGUUUUCAACAGCUUUAUAAGUCCAGAUGGCCCGAAUACAUUUCUACAACAGCCCGGCGAACACUGGAGGAAGCAAAAUGGAAUUCCCCACAAUUACUUCCAUUCACAGAAGAUGUUAAGCUCCUUCAUAUAUAUCUUGACGAGCAAGAGAAGACCCAUCGCAAACUCUUGUUAACACAGCCAUCAUCUCAGCACUGGGCAAAACUGGCCAAGAUCACGUUAACUCAGGUUAUGCUUUUCAAUCGUAGACGAGAAGGGGAAGUGUCACAAAUGCCAUUGUCUGCAUACAUCUCCAGCAACCAAUCGGAUGCUCAUCCAGAUAUUAGCAUGGCCCUCACAGAUUUAGAAAAUAAACUGUGUCAGUACUUCAAGCGUGUAGAAAUUAGAGGCAAAAGAGGCAGAAAGGUUCCCGUGCUUCUCACACCUUCCAUGCAAGAAUCAAUCAGCCUGCUUCUUGAAAAUCGGAAUACCUGUGGAAUUCCAAAUGAAAAUCCUUUUCUCUUUGCACGCCCGUAUGCAAUGACAUUUUUCAGAGGCUCUGAUUGCAUUCGCGAAUUUGCUGUUGCAUGUAGUGCAAAAAAUCCUCAGACUCUUACAUCAACAAAGUUGAGAAAACAGAUCGGGACACUUUCUGAAGUUCUUAAUCUUAGCAACACAGAGUUAGAUCAGUUGGCAGACUUUCUAGGCCAUGACAUUCGAGUUCAUCGUCAAUUUUACAGGUUACCCGAAGGCACCCUCCAACUGGCCAAAAUUAGUAAAAUUCUUCUGGCCCUCGAAAAAGGACGCUUGGCAGACUUUAAAGGGCGAAAUCUUAAUGAAAUCAACAUAGAUCCAGAAGAGGAAGUUACAGUGGACAGUGAUUUGGAGGAGUCCACUUCUAGUCCAAAAGAGUGCACCACAGUAUCAUCAUCACAGCACACGGUUUGUGAGAACGGCACACUUCCAGCAGACCCAGUCUCCAAAAAAAGAGAGGUAUGAUAAUACUUAGGUAUGAUGAUACUUCACUUAAUGCCGAUUGUCCUGAAAAAAAAGUGAAUUUUACCGUAGUACAGUGCUGACUUCGUAGCCUACUUUGACUGAAUUCUUUGCUUGCUUUAUUUAUUUCUUCUU
Carassius auratus (goldfish) is the source of this 3778-nucleotide messenger RNA. RefSeq lists its product as uncharacterized. The coding region runs from base 800 to 3646 and encodes 948 amino acids. The transcript has 9 exons. NCBI's taxonomy places the organism in Eukaryota, Metazoa, Chordata, Actinopteri, Cypriniformes, Cyprinidae. Gene Ontology annotation, molecular function: protein binding. The record is from RefSeq and is a predicted model, not a curated record.